AUGCCGAUGGACAACCAAACAACGGUCACUGAAUUCCAUAUUCUAGCAUUUGCCAUCCAAGCAGAGAAAAAGACCCUUCUUUUCUUUGUUUUUUUCUUCAUUUACAUGACUGGAGUAAUAGGAAAUCUAACCAUAAUUCUGCUGGUUUCUAUGGUCACAAAUUUACAUACUCCAAUGUAUAUUUUUCUAGGAAACUUAUCCUUUAUUGACAUCUGUUUUACUACUGUUGUUCUUCCAAAGUUGAUGGAUAUUUUAAUUACCGGCCGUAACUCAAUAUCAUUCAGACAGUGCCUAACACAGACUUACUUUACAGUUUUCUUUUCAAGCACUGAGGUAGUCCUGUUGUCCUUCAUGGCUUAUGAUCGUUACCUUGCCAUCUGUAACCCAUUAAGCUAUCAUGUUUUAAUGAAUAAUGAAAAAUGUGUCAUUAUUUCAAUAAGCCUGUGGACAAUUGGAUGUGUGAAUUCAUUUAUUCUUACUGGUUUUGCCUCUGAAUUACCCUUUUGCAAGUCAACCACUCUUCAGCAGUUAUAUUGUGAUAUUAAAGCCCUAGAAAACAUUUCCUGUGACAACACAAUAUUAAAUAGUAUAAUCACUGUAGAAGCUAUUCUACUUGUAAUUUUUCCAUUCUUCUUGAGUCUAAUUUCUUAUAUAAAAAUCAUCAUUAGUAUCCUGAAAAUGGCAUCAAGAGACAGUAAAAGAAAAGCCUUUUCGACUUGCACAUCCCACCUCACUGUUCUCCUCAUUUUCUAUGGAACUAUUUCAUGUGUGCAUAUGGGGUCACCGUCGGAGCAAACAAGACAAACAGACCAGAUGUUCUCUGUGCUGUAUACAGCAGUGACCCCCAUGUUAAACCCUCUAAUAUACAGUCUUAGGAAUAAAGAAGUACAUAAAGCUUUGAUGAGUAUUUUGCAUGUUAAAGGGACAAUCUAG
This is a messenger RNA of Bombina bombina (fire-bellied toad), 933 nucleotides long. Its product is annotated as olfactory receptor 10A7-like. The coding region runs from base 1 to 933 and encodes 310 amino acids. The record is from RefSeq and is a predicted model, not a curated record. Lineage: Eukaryota; Metazoa; Chordata; Amphibia; Anura; Bombinatoridae. Gene Ontology annotation, cellular component: membrane. Gene Ontology annotation, molecular function: G protein-coupled receptor activity; olfactory receptor activity. The transcript has a single exon. Gene Ontology annotation, biological process: G protein-coupled receptor signaling pathway.